AUGUCUCUGAGAACGAGCCAGUCCUCAGUUGCAAUUCUAAACCACAAAAACGUUACUCUGGUUAAUUUUUGUAAAAGGCAGUCUUCUAAAAACAUGUGUAUGUUGCAAGAUAAUGAAUGUUGCAGGCAAGGAGCUCUUGUGAAAACUAAUGAUGCGUUUCCAAAAGAGAAAGACAUUUUCUCCAGGGACUUGCCAGGAACACUGGACAGCAGUGACAGACAGGCUGUGCCUCAGCACUUUUCCCCUAGGCCUAGCCACUUAUCAGCCUUGGCAAUGAAGCAGAAGCUGGCUUUUACCAACCUUAGCUUUGAGGACGAUUCGGAUCAUUCACCUUCUCUUCCUUCUCAAAUAAACACAACUACCAUUGAUCUUUCGGGUAUCACUUGCCAAGAAUGCAUCCAAUCCAUAGAGGACAAAAUUUCCAAGCUAUCAGGAAUUGUGACUGUCAAAGGAUGUUUUGAGCAAAGCCAAGUAACAGUAAAAUAUUUGGAACUGGAAAUAGGCUAUCAGCAAAUCUGCCAGGAAAUUAAAAAACUGGGAUUUGAUGCCAAUGUUGCAGAGGCAGCCCAAUCUUCAGGCCAAUGGUCCAGUGAAGCUGUUAUUAAGGUGAAAAUAGAAGGCAUGACCUGUCAGUCUUGUGUCCAUGCUAUUGAAGAAAAUAUUGGGAAAUUACAUGGGGUGAAGAAAAUCAAAGUGACCCUCAACAACCAAGAAGCUAUCAUUGUUUACCAUCCCCUUAUUAUUAAACCUGAAGAACUAAAGAAUAGCAUAGACAGCCUGGGGUAUGAAUCCACCAUAAAGCAUAAGCAAGCCCCUUUGGAACUAGGUUUCAUUAAUGUUGAACGCUUACAGCAGAUAAAUGUAAAAAUGUCCAGUGAACAUAAUGGUGACAGAAAUACUGGGGACAACAUGGGAUCCAGUACAUGUGUUGCAGUAGUAGAAAUCCUUUGUCAUGAAGGGAUGCAUGACAAAUCUUGUGUAAACGAUAUGGAAGGUUUGAUUUCAGAGAUGAUUGGAGUACAGGGUACCAGGAUAUCUCCGGAAGAAAAAAAGAUUACUGUGUGGUUCGACCAAAAACUCAUCACUCCAUCUUCAUUGCAGCAAUCCAUCCAAGCCAUUACCCCUGGUAACUUUAACCUAGUUUUUUCUUGUGAAAUGGAAGGCCAAAAUGGAUUAAUUAUCUCAAAUGCUGCCUCUUCUAUACCUUCUUUCAGUCACCUUUCCCAAGAACAGGAGGCAAAUGGAUGUAGUACAGCUCUCCUUAGAAUUGAUGGAAUGACCUGCAAUUCUUGUGUAAACUCUAUUAAAGGCUCCAUAUCCCAAAAGAAAGGGGUGACGGACAUCUCUGUAUCUUUAAUUGAAGGUACUGCAGUUGUAUCUUACAAUUCCCUUAUGACUAACUCUGAAGAGAUACGAGCUGCUGUAGAAGACAUGGGAUUUGAUGCUUUUGUUCUAACAGAUGCAGUAAUUGGAAAACCUACUGAUGGAGGUAUAGAGCUGAGUGAGAUAACCUCUGUUUCCUUGAAAAACAAAGUCCCAGAACUGUCAUCUGAAGAUGUAUUUUUGCCAAAAAAGAAGUUGUGCACUAACUUUCCAGAAUUCUCCAGUAAAAGAGACACUGAAAAAUGUUUCCUGCUUGUAACAGGCAUGACUUGUACAUCAUGUGUUUCAAGCAUUGAGAAGAAUUUACAAAAAGAAGAUGGAAUAGUCUCUGUGCUUGUUGCCUUGAUGGCAGGGAAAGUGGAGGUAAUAUAUAAGCCAGAUAAAAUUCAGCCUCUUGAAAUAAUCCAGUUGAUUGAGAAAUUGGGUUUUAAAGCUUCAGUCUUACAAGAUUAUGCUGGGACAGACGGCAGCAUAGAUCUUAAGAUUCUAGGGAUGACUUGUAGUUCAUGUGUUCAUAGCAUUGAAUCCAAGCUCACUGAAACACCUGGCAUUCUCUAUGCAUCCGUAGUCCUAGCCACUUCAAAAGCCCGUGUUCGUUAUGAUCCUGAAGUGAUUGGUCCUCGAGACAUUAUAAAAAUUGUUCAGGGAAUUGGUUUUCAAGCAUCUUUGGCUAAAAGAGAUCCAAAAGAUCAUAACUUGGAUCACAAACAGGAGAUCCAACAAUGGAAGAAAUCAUUUUUAUGCAGCCUGGUGUUUGGUAUUCCAGUUUUGGUCUUAAUGGUUUAUAUGUUAUUGCCCAUGGAUGACCAUCAUGAAUCAAUGGUGUUGGAGCAAAACUUGAUUCCUGGGCUGUCUGUUCUUAACCUUCUUUUCUUUGUACUUUGCACUUUGGUUCAGUUCCUGGGUGGAUGGUACUUCUAUGUCCAAGCCUACAAGUCAUUAAAGCAUAAAAUGGCCAAUAUGGAUGUCCUGAUAGUAAUGGCUACAUCAACUGCUUACGUCUAUUCAUGUACCAUUUUGAUAGUUGCAGUUGUUGAAAAGGCUGAACAGAGCCCCGUCACAUUUUUUGACACCCCACCAAUGCUGUUUGUAUUCAUAGCUCUUGGGAGAUGGCUAGAACACAUAGCAAAGAGUAAAACAUCAGAAGCGCUUGCUAAAUUAAUUUCUCUUCAAGCUACAGAAGCUGUUAUAGUGACACUUGGACCUGACAAUUGCAUAAUCAGAGAAGAGCAAAUUCCUGUAGAACUAGUUCAGCGAGGAGAUAUUGUAAAGGUGGUCCCUGGUGGGAAAUUUCCAGUUGAUGGAAAAGUGAUUGAAGGCAAUUCUAUGGCCGAUGAAUCUCUUAUAACAGGAGAAGCCAUGCCAGUUACUAAAAAACCUGGCAGCACGGUUAUUGCGGGUUCUCUCAAUGCACACGGCUCUGUGCUUGUAAAUGCAACUCAUGUUGGCUCCGAUACCACCCUGGCACAAAUUGUGAAACUAGUUGAGGAAGCUCAGAUGUCAAAGGCACCCAUCCAGCAGCUAGCUGACAGAUUUAGUGGUUAUUUUGUUCCAUUUAUCAUAAUAAUUUCAACAGCAACCCUGAUAACAUGGAUUGUAAUUGGAUUUAUACAGUUUGAUGUUGUACUAAAAUAUUUUUCUAAUCACAGCAAACACAACUCAAAAGCCGAAAUUAUCAUACGGUUUGCUUUCCAGACCUCCAUCACAGUGCUGUGCAUUGCAUGUCCUUGUUCUUUGGGCCUGGCUACUCCAACUGCUGUGAUGGUGGGCACUGGAGUUGCUGCUCAGAAUGGUAUUCUAAUCAAAGGUGGGAAACCCCUGGAAAUGGCACACAAGGUGAAGACAGUGAUGUUUGAUAAAACCGGGACUCUGACUUACGGUGUUCCCAGAGUCGUGCGCGUUCUCUUGCUGGGAGACACAGAAGCCACCCUGUCUCUGAAGAAAUUCCUUGCUCUCGUUGGUACUGCUGAAGCGAGCAGCGAGCAUCCUUUAGGAAUGGCUGUUACUCGGUAUUGCAAAGAGGAACUUGGCACAGAGAUCCUUGGAUGCUGUAAAAACUUUCAGACAGUUCCUGGAUGCGGAAUAAGCUGUAAUGUUAGUAGCACUGAAACCAUAUUGGGUGAUGAGCAGGAUGUGAUCAGUCUCAGCCCUCAUAUUUAUGGCUCUGAUAAAGGUGUUAAAGAUCAGACUCCACUCCCCAAAGUAAGGGGUAAGCAAGAUACUGCAGCCUCUCAAACUUACUCCGUGUUGAUUGGGAAUCGGGAGUGGAUGAGACGGAAUGGCCUGCAUAUCUCCAGUGAUGUUCAUGAGGCCAUGAGAGAUCAUGAAAUGAAAGGACAGACAGCAAUUCUGAUGGCUAUAAACGGUAGGCUAACUGAUCAGGGUUAAAGGAACAUAUGUGAGAGGGACCUCGGAGUCCUACUGGACAAUCACCUAAAUAUGAGCCAGCAAUUCUCUUUUUUAUUCAUGGAUUCAAACAAGAGGGUGUUUUUCUGUAUCUAGGUUGGGAUCAGAAAAGUAUUUGCUGAGGUUCUCCCAUCUCACAAAGUAGCCAAGGUUCAGGAGCUCCAAACCUCUGGAAGAAAAGUUGCCAUGGUUGGAGAUGGGGUCAAUGACUCACCAGCGCUGGCCCAGGCUGACGUUGGCAUUGCUAUCGGAACAGGCACAGAUGUCGCCAUUGAAGCAGCAGAUGUUGUGCUGAUUCAUAAUAAUUUGCUUGAUGUGGUUGCAAGUAUCCAUCUAUCCAGAAAGACAAUGAAGAGAAUCCGAAUAAACCUAAUCCUGGCCUUAAUAUACAACCUCAUUGGCAUACCCAUAGCAGCAGGAGUAUUUAUGCCUUUAGGACUUGUGCUACAGCCAUGGAUGGGGUCAGCUGCAAUGGCUGCAUCUUCAGUAUCCGUAUUACUCUCUUCCCUGCAGCUAAAAUGUUACAAGAAAACUGUCCUGGAAAAAUAUGAAGCUGAGGCUCAAGGCUGCAUGAAGCCACUGACUCCUUCCCAAAUUAGUGUCCAUAUUGGGAUGGAUGACCGGAGACAAAAACCUCCCAAAUUAGCCACCUGGGACAAUAUCAGUCAAGUGUCUCUCUGUUCCCUGACUUCAGACAUGGCAUCAGUUGACUUGGAGGCUGAAGCAGACAAAUGGUCAUUACUCACCAACAAUCAGGAUGAAGACCAAUAUAUUUAA
Protobothrops mucrosquamatus (brown spotted pit viper) is the source of this 4566-nucleotide messenger RNA. RefSeq names its product ATPase copper transporting beta (gene ATP7B). Gene Ontology annotation, cellular component: membrane. The record is from RefSeq and is a predicted model, not a curated record. Gene Ontology annotation, molecular function: ATP binding; copper ion binding; ATP hydrolysis activity. The transcript has 20 exons. Lineage: Eukaryota; Metazoa; Chordata; Lepidosauria; Squamata; Viperidae. Gene Ontology annotation, biological process: monoatomic cation transport; copper ion homeostasis.